Molecule: messenger RNA, 513 nt
Organism: Tribolium castaneum (red flour beetle)
Lineage: Eukaryota; Metazoa; Arthropoda; Insecta; Coleoptera; Tenebrionidae
Exons: 3
Coding region: 110-469 (119 amino acids)
Source: RefSeq, a predicted model, not a curated record
CAUGAUGUUAGGCUCCUACCAUAUUUCUACUGUAAAGUAGGUAAACAUCGGCCAGUGUAGUUGGGCAGUAAAAGGAAACAGAAGUGGUUCGAAAAAGAAAUAAUCAAAAAUGAGGAAUAUUCUUAUUAUUGCGCUGUUCUCGCUGGCUGUGGUCCAAAUUUUUGCCGACGAUAAAUUGGAAUGCUAUCAGUGCGAGCCAGUGACACAGGAAUGUACCGUUGAAAAGGCGAACGUGGUGCCUUGUGGCACUUACAGCACCUCAAAGUGCAGCAAACAAGUGAAAAAAGGUUCAAGUGAUGCAAGCAAAGCUAUUAGGAAAUGUGUGGUUCCGGACAAAAACGGCCAAGUUUUGUGUCCAGAUAAUUACGAUUGCACCAACUGCAACAGCGACCAAUGCAAUUCCGGAACAAAUAUGAAAGUGACUUGGUUCAGUUUGGCAGCCGUUUUUUUCACCGCUUUGUAUAUUUAAACGAAGUGUAAAUAAAUGUAAAUGAAAUAAACUUUUGGAACUGG